Messenger RNA from Lactuca virosa, 315 nucleotides. The record is from the annotation of a GenBank genome assembly. Lineage: Eukaryota; Viridiplantae; Streptophyta; Magnoliopsida; Asterales; Asteraceae.
AUGCCAUGUCGACAGGCUCGGCCCAAGCAUCGACCACUCCCCCCUACCAGCCUCAGGCGUCGGCAGCUUCCCUGCUGCCCUCCGACUUCAUCUCCGCCUCCUCCUGCCGCCCUCCAGCAGCGUUGCUCCAUUCCGCCUUUGUUAUCUCCUUCCUCGCUUCCUCCCUCCCUCUUAUCUGUUUCGUUGAGUUGCUGUAUGAAGUUUGUCAUAUGGGUUGAUAUUCUCUUGACCCAAUCUUCCAUUGCUGGCAUUUGUAAGGGGAGCAAGUAUUGUGAAAGUGCAUUGCAAGAAAUGGUGAAGUAUUUGGGGAUUUGA